Messenger RNA from Anopheles darlingi, 1332 nucleotides. RefSeq names its product thiamin pyrophosphokinase 1. The record is from RefSeq and is a predicted model, not a curated record. Gene Ontology annotation, molecular function: thiamine binding; thiamine diphosphokinase activity; ATP binding. Bases 196 to 1020 code for a protein of 274 amino acids. Lineage: Eukaryota; Metazoa; Arthropoda; Insecta; Diptera; Culicidae. Gene Ontology annotation, biological process: thiamine diphosphate biosynthetic process; thiamine metabolic process. The transcript is spliced from 4 exons.
AGUUGUCACCCUGGUGGCGCCACCAGACUGGAGGGCGGCAGCAUGCAGUCGUGGUUCAUUUCGUAAAUAAGCAGCGUGGUCUAGUUUUACCGUGUGUAACCGGUUCGCCCCGCUAGCUAGACCGUGCGGAUGUGUGAUUAAAAAGGUGCACUUCACACGCAGAGGUCAAACGGAACGAUUUCGCAGACGCACGCGAUGCAUAACGAUGCAGCAAACGAUGACAUGACAAACGGUGCUGUGGGCAGUGGAAGCACCGGAACCAAUACCCAUUACUGGACCCCGGGCGCGCUGAUUGAUGGCCAAGGAGGAUUCGAGGACAUGGCUAUCGUGCUGCUCAAUCGACCGAUUCUGUUGGACAAAAGCUAUUUCACAACCGUCUGGAACGGAGCGCAGAUUCGUGUGGCCGUCGAUGGUGGUACAAACCGCUGGGUUGACUUCGUCAAGGACACCGUGAAUGGAGAGCAGAGCAAAUUAAAACCACCCGAUCUAGUAACUGGUGAUUUUGAUUCCUGUAAUCAAGAAGCUAUGAAAUACGUGGAACAAUUGAACUGCACGAUCGUACGCACGCCGGAUCAGAAUGCUACCGAUUUCACGAAAUCACUUAAAGUGCUCCGCUCGCAGACAAACGAGGUAGCGCGCGUGCUAACCCUAUGCGAAUCGUCCGGUCGCCUUGAUCAGAUUAUGGCCAACAUCAAUACGCUCUUUCUAGCGCAAACCAUCCUUCCCGGUGUGCCUGUAUUUUUACGCUCUAGCAAUUCACUUACCUGGUUACUCGAACCAGGUGACCAUGUGAUCGACAUUCCACCCCGGCUCGUGCACGAGAGCAUCUGGUGCUCGCUGGUUCCGAUCGGGCACAGUUGCCGCUGCACGACCGAGGGCCUCAAGUGGAACCUCACGCAGCGCAUCAUGGAGUUCGGUUCGCUGGUAAGCACCUCCAACACUUACUCGAGCGAUCGUGUACGGAUCGUUAACGAAGAACCGCUGCUUUGGUCGAUGGGUACGACUCCGAAGGAUAUGUGACCGCGACAUGCCACACCGUUACCAGCGGGUGGAUGACAACUCCUCUUCAAACCUUCUGCCCGGUGCUGUAUUGGUGCUGUUAUAGCAUUUAAUGCUCUUUCGGCUUUAAAUAGCUUUAGUUCGACCACAAGCCAGCAGUUCCUUCCCAAUCCACUGACUUUCACUGACUACUUGGAUGUUACUUAGCCUACCCUUACUGUUGUAUUAUAGGACCCCUUCCGUUUUAGGCGUGGUUUGGGUUGGUUCGGUGAUCGAUAUUAAUCGACGAGACAAUAUACGGUUGCAUAGCAAAAUACAAUUCUAACCACCAUU